CUGUGAUGCUCUAGUUCGACGCACAGCCUUGUUCUAAAACUACCAUCUCAGGUGACCAUUGUAAUGUCGACGCAAGGUUCUGAAGUCAGUCUGUCUGCCGGUGCUGUCACCGACACGUCGCCUCUAUUGCCAAGAUAUGAGGUGGCCGAUGCUAGCAGCGACAACCGAAGACGGAACCUUUGCAAGCUGUUUCUUGUAGCUGCUGUGUACUUUCUGCACCGAGGGAUGUACGAUGAGUUCGUCUCGGUUUACAUCAUAUUACGAAGGGAUGGAGUGCAUGAGUACUGGUACUUCUGGAAAUAUCCGCCUCUGUAAGACACGAGCGUGAAAACUACUCGAUGAUAUAGUAUCGAUGCUUGUUCCGAUCACGUGCAAGAUGUUUUUAAAACUGAUCCGCGACAAGAGGACUGG
Guyanagaster necrorhizus is the source of this 411-nucleotide messenger RNA. RefSeq lists its product as uncharacterized. The coding region runs from base 64 to 315 and encodes 83 amino acids. The transcript is spliced from 5 exons. The record is from RefSeq and is a predicted model, not a curated record. Lineage: Eukaryota; Fungi; Basidiomycota; Agaricomycetes; Agaricales; Physalacriaceae.